AUGUCUGCUCUGAUCUCGAUUACCACUCAAAUAAGUUCAUUGCAAACUACGAAUGUCAACUGCUCAAAAGAGCAUGUUCAAGACUUUUCUUUUCCUACGUUAACAACAACCUCAAGGCAACAUACAUAUUUCUUCGUGAUUCUGACAGAGUUAAAGCCUUCGGUGAGUAUUUCGGCAGUGUCUUUUCCAAUGCGAAAGUUGGAAUGGGACGACAUGGGAGUGAAGGUUGAUGGUCGGCAGCUACACCAUUUGCGCUUUGCUGAUGACAUCGUACUGGUAACACCUAGCAUCAGCCAAGCGGAACGAAUGCUGACCGAAUUCGACGAAACAUGUGGAUGUAUCGGUCUUCAGCUGAAUCUACAAAGGCGAUGUUCAUGCGGAACGGAUAGUGUUCGGCUUUGA
Molecule: messenger RNA, 402 nt
Organism: Necator americanus (New World hookworm)
Lineage: Eukaryota; Metazoa; Nematoda; Chromadorea; Rhabditida; Ancylostomatidae
Exons: 1
Coding region: 1-402 (133 amino acids)
Source: RefSeq, a predicted model, not a curated record